Oryza sativa Japonica Group (Japanese rice) is the source of this 1769-nucleotide messenger RNA. Its product is annotated as xyloglucan endotransglucosylase/hydrolase protein 31. Gene Ontology annotation, biological process: xyloglucan metabolic process; cell wall biogenesis. Lineage: Eukaryota; Viridiplantae; Streptophyta; Magnoliopsida; Poales; Poaceae. The record is from RefSeq and is a predicted model, not a curated record. Gene Ontology annotation, molecular function: xyloglucan:xyloglucosyl transferase activity; hydrolase activity, hydrolyzing O-glycosyl compounds. Gene Ontology annotation, cellular component: apoplast; cell wall.
GAUAUUCGUUGCUGCUGAUGUGUAGUAACCGAAAGUGAGGCUGCAAACUUAGUUACCAUCGGAAGAAAGGCAGCAUGGGAAAUCAACUUUGUUAAUGCUGCCAGUAACCAAAGGUAUGCAGUUUCAUGGUGAGAAUUUGCAAAUUCACUUUCUCAGGUUUCCUGUUUUCGUGAGGCGUCAACAUCCAAAAUUUGUGUGCCGUAUCACACAAACCCUCUUUAGGGGGGCAACAUCCUGUUCAGCCUUUAUGCCAGCAGUGUUCAGUUUCAUCCAAAUCUCCCAGUUUUUGUCUCUACCUAAGAUUCAUGCAAUUAACUUCCUUCCAUCCAUCAACCUGCCAUCACUUGGUCCCAUCCCAUGCAUGCAUUAGUAGCCACACAUCAUCCUAUAAAUGACUCACUCCAACAAGUGAGAGAUUCAUCACAAAGAAGAAGAGAAACUAGUAGCCCAUCAUUCAUUCACAUCACUAUAACUGACAAAAUGGCAAGGCCUGGUAGUGGUAACAUCCCAGGAUCAGCAUGCAUUCCUCUUCUGAUUCUGCUGCUGCUGCUGCUGCUACUGCAUCCAUCAGAAGCUCAGCCUUCUCCUGGCUACUACCCAAGCAAGAUGUUCAGGUCGAUGGCCUUCUAUGAAGGGUACAGCACCCUGUGGGGCCCACAGCACCAGACCCUGUCCCAGGAUCAGAAGUCUCUCACCCUGUGGAUGGACCGUAGCUCAGGGAGCGGGUUCAAGUCGACACGGUCGUACCGGAACGGCUACUUCGGGGCGUCGAUCAGGGUGCAGCCGGGCUACACCGCCGGCGUCAACACGGCCUUCUACCUGUCGAACACGGAGCAGUACCCGGGGCACCACGACGAGAUCGACAUGGAGCUGCUGGGGACGGUGCCGGGGGAGCCGUACACGCUGCAGACGAACGUCUACGUGCGCGGCUCCGGCGACGGCAACAUCGUCGGCCGCGAGAUGCGCUUCCACCUCUGGUUCGACCCCACCGCCGGCUUCCACCACUACGCCAUCCUCUGGAACCCCGACCAAAUCUUGUUCUUGGUGGACGACGUGCCGAUCAGGAGGUACGAGAAGAAGGUGGAGGGGACGUUCCCGGAGCGGGAGAUGUGGGCGUACGGAUCCAUCUGGGACGCCUCCGACUGGGCCACCGACGGCGGCCGCUACCGCGCCGACUACCGCUACCAGCCCUUCGUCUCCCGCUUCGCCGACCUCAAGGUCGGCGGCUGCGCCACCGCCGCGCCGCCGGCGUGCAGCCCCGUGCCGGCGUCGUCCGGCGGCGGCUCCGCGGCGCUCAGCCCGCAGCAGGAGGCCGCCAUGGCGUGGGCGCAGCGCAACGCCAUGGUCUACUACUACUGCCAGGAUUACUCCAGGGAUCACACCUUCUACCCCGAGUGCUGAUGAACAGCGUCAAGAUUAUUGCUCAUUGGCUCAUUGCUUCGUUGGAUUCAUGUGAAGUGUGAUCGAAUUAGUGUGAACUGCAUGCUGCACAGCUGCAAUUUGGUAGUUGAGGCGUGCAUAAGUUGAUUAAAAUCAUUAUCGUAUGCAAUGCGUCAGUUGUAUCAUAAUGUGGUUGCAGUGACUUAAGUAGCACCAUAAGAUCCUGAGUUAAAAUUUCUAUAUGAGCAAAUUUCAUAUUGGGUUUUUUGAAGGGCCAAAUUCCCAAUUUAAAUGGACUGUAUACAUCCGGUUGGAUAUAGAGGCCGGGUAAAAAAAAUACCUUUAUCUAAAAAAAAAAGUUGUGUCAUGCUGCAUUGUUUAAGUGUUUA